Molecule: messenger RNA, 688 nt
Organism: Penaeus vannamei (Pacific white shrimp)
Lineage: Eukaryota; Metazoa; Arthropoda; Malacostraca; Decapoda; Penaeidae
Product: UPF0193 protein EVG1
Source: RefSeq, a predicted model, not a curated record
UAUGGCGUCAACGUCACGUCAAAAUGUCGCGUCCGGAGGAAUAUUUGAUCUUCCUCGCGUUGCUUACAGUGAAUCUACAAGACAACUCCUAAAAGAUCUCCUGCAGGAGGCAGCCGUCAGCAGGCAACACCAGCGGUACAUCGAGCGGUGGGUGGGCAGCGGCGGCUCGCUUCCCCGGCAGGAGGCCCUCGCGGCGAACAGCCAGGACCCGCACGCCCUCGGGAGACCCCCCACGGCCAGGAAGACCCCGCGCCCCCACAUCCAGACGAAGCGGUCCCACGAGGCCAUCAAGAGCAUGGGCCUCUACGCCCCCAACACGCACUACGUCCCGCCGCCGCCCAAGUACGGGCCGGGGUCGAAGGAGCGGUGCCAGGAGCUCAUGGCAUACGGGCGCGAGGGCGUGACCACCCACCCGACGCCCAGGAGGAAGGCGCGGCAGCAUCUGCAGGAGCCCAAGUCGGAUCGCUUUUCGGAGUUGGUUCACGAGAUGGAGGAGCGGGAACUGGCUUGAGGCGAUGGAGGCCGUGGGCGCCGGCGACGAGUACCGCCCCCUGAUCGCGUCCCAACUGGCUCUCAAGCUUCGCGACCUCGAACUCCUCGACCAGGAGCGCGCCCAGGGAUCUCGCCCGCUCGAUGAGAAUUAGUCAAGCCGGUAAUUCGGCUUCGGAGGGUGGAAAGGAAGGCGAGG